AUGAAGUUCGUCAACAGUGCCUCCUUGACAACCACGUUAUUAACGUUGGCUCCCUUGAUUUCAAUCGCAUCAGCUGGUCAAGCACCAGGAAGUUUGAAAAUGGAUUUCAAAGUCAAAAGAGAUGCAUCAAAUAAUGAUGCCCCCUUGCUCGAUAGCUAUGAACGUAGACUUGCUAAACGCGCAGAAGAAGAUGAAGACCAAGGAGCUAGACCGGUUAAUUUGGAAUUGAUCAACAACAAGACCGUUUAUUUGGCUGAAUUGUACAUUGGUUCAAACGAAGAUUGGGUCGAAGUACAAAUUGAUACCGGUAGUUCCGACCUUUGGGUUAUGUCUAGUGAUGUCACAUGUGAAAAGUCAUCAGACUCAAAGAGAAAGAGAGACCAACCAUCGAAGUCGGAAAAUAUUUAUGCCAACAAGCGUGACGAUGAGAGCGACAUUGCCCUGUACAUUUCUGCUCAUCCAGAUAGCACUGAGUUCCCAGAACCAGGAGAUGAUGGUCUUGAUGAUUCUAGCUCAAGUUCUGACGAUGGAUCUGGCUCACAAACUUGUACCGCCAUGGGUUCGUUCAAUACCGCUAAUUCCGAUACUUUUGUUCAAAAUGAUACAUUGCCAUUCUUGGCCAUUUAUGCUGAUAAUUCUAAUGCAAUUGGUUUCUGGGGUCAUGACACUGUGAAAGUCGGCAAUCUUUCGGUAAAAGAUGUCAGCUUCGCUAUUGUCAAUAGCACCACCAAUAAGGCUGGUGUAUUUGGUGUUGGAUUACCUGGAUUGGAAACAACUGCUGAAUCAGGAAGCGAGUAUGAAAAUUUCCCCCUCAAGUUGAAAUCAGAGGGAAUAAUUAACAAAGCAUUGUAUUCAUUAUACUUGAAUGACGUUAACACCUCCACUGGCUCUAUUUUGUUUGGUGCUAUUGACCAUGCUAAAUAUGAAGGUACCUUGGAAACAUUGCCAGUGUUGGCAUCCGAUAACAACUCUACAAAGCAUGCUGACUUUAAAGUUGAAGUCACUGACGUCACCCUUAAUUUUGAGGAUAGCCUGAAAAAUAUCUUGAAUAACACUACCGGUGCUAUAUUAGACUCUGGGGCCACCUUGUCGUUUUUGUCGUCAGACCAAGUAGAUUUGGUAGGUCAAGCUAUUGGUGGUAAUUACUCCGAGAAGGAGUCGAUUUACCAAGUUGAUUGUUCAUACCAAGAUUUAGAUUCAACAUUGGAUAUCAAAUUUGGUAAAAACAAGACUAUCAAAAUCCCUUUCCAUAGUUUGAUUGUCGAAGAUGACGGAAAAUGCUAUUUGGGUCUUCAAACAGCUCCAGAAUCAGGCUACAUCUUGUUUGGUGACAAUGUGUUGAGGAAUGCUUAUAUUGUUUACGAUGUCGAAGAUUUAGAAGUUCACAUUGCUCAAGCUUACUACGCUGAUGAAGAAGAUAUUGAAGUUGUUGUUGGAAAAGUCAACAGUGGCGGAGGACAAAACUCAACAUCAGUUGGUGGAGGUAAUGGAUCAAACUCUACAUCAUCAAACUCGUCAUCAUCAAACCCAUCGUCAUCAUCCAACGGUACUUCAACUCAGCCAAGUACCAAGCCAUCAAGCGGAAGUACCAAUGGUGGAUUGUCAGUCUACAAUUUGUCAUGGGUCUCUGUCAUUGCCGGAUUGGUGAUCUCAUUUAGCUUGUUAUAA
Lodderomyces margitis is the source of this 1668-nucleotide messenger RNA. RefSeq names its product pepsin-like aspartic protease. Gene Ontology annotation, molecular function: aspartic-type endopeptidase activity. NCBI's taxonomy places the organism in Eukaryota, Fungi, Ascomycota, Pichiomycetes, Serinales, Debaryomycetaceae. The record is from RefSeq and is a predicted model, not a curated record. The transcript has a single exon. Gene Ontology annotation, biological process: proteolysis. The coding region runs from base 1 to 1668 and encodes 555 amino acids.